AUGGCUUGUCCGGCUCUCUCUCUUCGUCCCCACGUAGCCUCUUCCCUCCCGCUUCGGGAGAGGUCCCCCGCGAAUCGAUGGCGUCUGAGAGUUUCGAGCUCCCUCCGCGAGGGGCGGCGCGGGGCGAGUUUGACGGCGGAGGGUUUGAGAAAGUGGGCCGCGGAUUCCGGGUUGAAAGUGGCCAAGGUCCUCCUCUCCGGGGCGGUGGUUCUCGGAGUGUCUCUCUCCGGUGUGUGCACGUCUGCAUAAUCUCCGAUUGCUACCGCUUUUCUCGCUGCUCCGUGCGCGUUGUUUUGUCUCUCAUGUCCGAUCAUGAUAUCAGCCGGGCUCUCUGAAUUCGUGUUCUUCUUCUCUGAUUUCUCUCCGUGGUCGCCGUAUAAGGAAGGGGGAUUGCUUCCCUACCGCCAUUGUCAACUCGAAAUGCAGUAGUUUCCUUUCUGUAGAUUUUGCUUGGAUGAGCUUACUCAUGGCGAUGCUAGGGCUAUCGAUUACCGAUACUGAUUAGGCAGUCAUCAGAGAUUUAGCUGUGGCGUGCAUUCAGAAGCACCUAACCGGAGGAGAAUAGGGGAUGGGAACAGAAACAGAGAUAACCCAAAAAAAAAGAUUUUUUUUUCCCAAGCAUUCCUUUUGGCCAUUGAAUCUGGCCUUGUUCUUGAGUUCAGAAAUCCACGGAAAAGAAGAAAUUAUUUUCUUCUUCUACAAAAAAACUAAUGGGUGUCUAAAUUUAUUUUCAAAUCACUGGUUUGAUCAAUACACAUGAAUUUUCGCUUCUUUCUGGAUUUUUUUUGAUUGUGGACAGGUAAGAAGAGCGUGCCAUAACCGAUGAGCUUUGAUUAUGAAUAGUUACCGGUUGAUUAGCGCCUGGAUCUUGCUCAACAUUCUGUGGAAGCUUACGGAUCUAGAUUGUAUUCAACUACUGUAGAACUUGAUCUUUACCCACGGUUAAACUGAUGAGCUGAAGGAAGCAUCAUUUCCUUGAAACUCUGCAGGACUUGGUGAUGUCGAGGCAAAGGUCGGAGUUAAUAAGCCAGAAUUGCUCCCAAAAGAAUACACUCCAGUGAUUGAUGUUGCUGGAUUUUUAUCUGCGGGGCAGGUCUUUCUCAAAUCUCCCUGCAUGCGCUUGCCUUCCAAUCACCUCUCUGUACUUGAGCCAGAUUUCGUUGUUCUGAAACGUUUGAGAUAUGCCCCACCAAUGUCAAACCUUAAACAUUACGUUUACUCAAUUAUAUAUAUUUUUUAAUUUUUUUUGGGUUCAUUUUAUUUAUUUCUUCCAUUACUUAUUACCUCGGCGUUUUUAUAUUAUUUUAACUACCUAGGCCGUAUUAGUAUCUCGGCUAUGCAAGCCAGACAGGUAAACUGUUGCCUUCUCAUGGAACAAUGCCUCGCAUGCUGAUAUGUGCCAGAUGAUCUUUAGGAGAACCGACUGAUCCAAGAGAUCACUGAUCUUGAGAAGGACACAGGAUACAAGCUGAGAAUUCUAUUGCAGAAUUUCCCUGACACACCAGGUAUAACAACACCGCAUCUGCACUCGUUUUUUCUGGGUUCCAAUUCUGAUUAAAAGGAGGCAAUGCUUGGAUAUCUCUCUUUCUUUUCCUGAAGAACUCCAACCAUCUUCCCAUGGGAUGAUAGAGAUUUACUGCUCCCUAACUUAUUGAUUCUUUUUUUUUCAUAUAUAUAUAUAUAUAUAUUUUCAGGAUUGGCUAUUAAAGACUUUUGGAAUGUCGAUGAUAGAACCAUAGUCUUUGUUGCGGACCCAACAUUUGGUGAGGCUUAGAUCAUGUGUUGUGCUUGUUAAACAUUCGUGUGAAGCUCUAAAGUCUUGGAUUAUAUGCGCUUUCAAAUUUUUUUCAAUCCAUCUUUGCUCGCCACACGGAAGAUUCAUAGGCUUUGGUUUUCUCAGCAGAAACACCACCCCCUCUCAUCUCUGUUUUUUCUUUCUUCGCAAUCCAUUGGUGAACCUCAGACGGGGUCAAAGGUCCUGGUCUCACGGAGAAUUAGCUGUCUUUUGAGGCAUUUUUAUCGUUCUUUUUGCUCAGAUUUCAAGGGAGGGUUGACUUUUCCCUUGAAAUCAGAUGUGUCUUAAGAUUGGUCCGUUUCCUGUUUCAAACUUCCUCGAAGAUUAUCCAGACCGAGUCAGUUUCAUAUAAAUAUCCCCACUAAUAAUGGAGGCCAUGGCAGGCAAUAUCUUGCAUUUCAACGUGGGUGCAACAGUUGACUUAGAGGUGCCCCGGAACUUCUGGAGUCGCGUGGCAGGGAAGUAUGGGAACAUGUUCUACUGGAAAGAAAAGGUCAAGACUUCCCCACUCAUAACAGUCUCUCCUAGAUCAGGGCAUGUGAUUACAUAAAUCCUUCAUUUAGGGUUCUGGGUGUUCUUGGAGACAUCCAAAGCUUCUCCUUGGCUAUUCCUUGAUGAGGUGCUUCUUCCAUGGCUGAAACAGGGGGAGGACAGGUCCAUCGAAGACGCUGUGAAGGCCAUAUCAGGCUGCCUGAGGGACCCACUCGACGCCAAUAGCUGCUCCGAGUUCCUCUGA
Spirodela intermedia is the source of this 2531-nucleotide messenger RNA. NCBI's taxonomy places the organism in Eukaryota, Viridiplantae, Streptophyta, Magnoliopsida, Alismatales, Araceae. The record is from the annotation of a GenBank genome assembly.